Molecule: messenger RNA, 6783 nt
Organism: Acanthosepion pharaonis
Lineage: Eukaryota; Metazoa; Mollusca; Cephalopoda; Sepiida; Sepiidae
Source: the annotation of a GenBank genome assembly
AUGUUCUUGCUCUGUUCAUUUUCGGAUGCACCAUUUCAUAUCUGUGUUGCUGCACCAUUCCAUUCAGUCCAUGCUCUGUUCAUUCUUGGUUCCACCAUUCCAUACUUGGGUGGCUGCAUCAUUCCAUUGUUCUUGCUCGGUUGCCCUAUUCUUUCUUGGCUGUAUCAUACCAUAUCAGAGUUGCUGUACAAUUCCAUACUGUCCAUUCUCUUGCAGUCCAUCUUGUUCUUGCAAUGUUGCUCUAAAUAUUCUUGGCUGCACCAGUCCGUAUCUCCAUUGCUGCACCAUUCCAGUAUGUCCAGUCUCUGUUGCUGCUCCAUACCAUUGUGUUGUUGCUCUAUUCAUCCUUGGACAAUGAAUUCCAUUCUGUCUAUGCUGUGUAGCUGCUGCUGUCCAUUGUGUUCUUGCUGUGUUGCUCUAGUGACUUUGGGCUGUACCAUUCAAUAUCUGGGUUGCUGCUCCAUCCUAGACUUGCUCUGUUACUCCAUUCCAAUCUUUGGCGAAUCAUUUCAUCAUAUCUGGGUUGCUGCUACAUUCCAUCAUGCUACUGUACUACUUAUUUCUGGCGUGCACCACUUCAUCACACUUUUGUUUGCAGCUUCAUUGUCCAUGUCCCUGCAAAAUCUAAGAAGAUUUGAACUUACCAUUCUUGUCCUUGUACACCAUACCAAGCCGGUCACUUCAUUCAUAAUAACCAGUUUUCUGCUUCAUUGCUUUUUAUCAUUGCUGUUUGUUCCAUUCAUUUCGGGCUGCAACUUUUCAGUACAUCGGAACUGCUGCUUAGUUUCACCAUACUGUAUUGCUGAUCCAUUGCAUUGUGUCCUUGCUCUAUUGCGCUAUUCUUUCUUGGUUGCACCAUUCCGAUCAUGCUCUGUUGCUGAUCCAAUCCAUUGUGCUCUUGUCGUGUUUCUCUAUUCCAUUCUUGGUUGCACCAUUCCAUAUCUUUAUUGCUGUAGCAUUCCAUUCUGUCCAUCCUCUGUUGCUGCUCAAUUCCCUUGUGUAGUUGCUGUAUCCUUUCUUGGCUGCACCAUUACAUUAUGUUCUUGCUGCACCAUCCCAUUCAGUCCAUGUUCUGUUCCUUCUUGUCUUCACCAUUCCAUAUCUGGGUUGCUGCUCUAUACCAUUAUGUUCUUGCUGUGUUCUGUUCAUUUCACGCCGGACCAUUCCACUGUGUUCUUGCUCUUUCCUGCUCGGUUGCCCUAUUCUUUCUUGGCUGCACCAUACCAUAUCAGGGUUGCUGCUCCAUUCCAUUAUGUUCUUGCUCUGUUCUAUUCAUUUCUCGCUGCACCAUUCCACAUCUGGGCUGCUGUACCAUUCCAUUCAGUCCAUGCUCUGUUUAUUCUUUGCUCUGCCAUUCCAUAUUUGUGUUGCUGCAUCAUUCCAUUAAGUUCUUGCUCGGUUGCCCUAUUCUUUCUUGGCGGUAUCAUACCAUAUCAGGGUUGCUGUACUAUUCCUUACUGUCCAUUCUGUUGCAAUCCAUCGUGUUGUUGCACUGUUGCUCUAUAUAUUCUUGGCUGCACCAUUCCAACUUGCUCUGUUACUCCAUUCCAAUCUUUGGCGAAUCAUUUCAUCAUAUCUGGGUUGCUGCUACAUUCCAUCAUGCUACUGUACUACUUAUUUCUGCGUGCACCACUUCAUCACACUUUGGUUGCAGCUUCAUUGUCCAUGUCCCUGCAAAAUCUAAGAAGAUUUGUACUUACCAUUCUUGUCCUUGUACACCAUACGAAGCCGGUCACUUCAUUCAUAAUAACCAGUUUUCUGCUCCAUUGCCUUUUAUCAUUGCUGUUUGUUCCAUUCAGUUCGGGCUGCAACUUUUCAGUACAUCGGAACUGCUGCUUAGUUUCACCAUACUGUAUUGCUGAUCCAUUCCAUUGUGUCCUUGCUCUAUUGCGCUAUUCUUUCCUGGUUGCACCAUUCCGAUCAUGCUCUGUUGCUGAUCCAAUCCAUUGUGCUCUUGUUGUGUUUCUCUAUUCCAUUCUUGGUUGCACCAUUCCAUAUCUUGAUUGCUGUAGCAUUCCAUUCUGUCCAUCCUCUGUUGCUGCUCAAUUCCCUUGUGUAGUUGCUGUAUCCUUUCUUGGCUGCACCAUUACAUUAUGUUCUUGCUGCACCAUCCCAUUCAGUCCAUGUUCUGUUCCUUCUUGUCUUCACCAUUCCAUAUCUGGGUUGCUGCUCCAUAUCAUUAUGUUCUUGCUCUACCAUGCUCUGUUCAUUCUUGUCUUCACCAUUACGUAUCUGGGUUGCUGCUCCAUACCAUUAUGUUCUUGCUCUGUUCAUUUUCGGAUGCACCAUUUCGUAACUGGGUUGCUGCAUCAUUCCACACUGAGGUUGCUGCAUUCCAUUAAGUUCCUGCUCGGUUGCCCUAUUCUUUCUUGGCUGCACCAUACCAUAACAGGGUUGCUGCACCAUACCAUAACUGGGUUGCUGCACCAUUCCAUAUUUGUGUUGCUGCAUUAUUCCAUUAAGUUCUUGCUCGGUUGCGCUAUUCUUUCUUGGCUGUAUCAUACAAUAUCAGGGUUGCUGUACUAUUCCUCACUGUCCAUUCUCUUGCAGUCCAUCGUGUUGUUGCACCGUUGCUCUAAAUAUUCUUGGCUGCACCAUUCCAUAUCUUCAUUGCUGCACCAUUCCAGUAUGUCCAGUCUCUGUUGCUGCUCCAUACCAUUGUGUUGUUACACCAAGCCGGUCACUUCAUUCAUAAUAACCAGUUUUCUGCUCCAUUGCCUUUUAUCAUUGCUGUUUGUUCCAUUCAUUUCGGGCUGCACCUUUUCAGUACAUCGGAACUGCUGCUUAGUUUCACCAUACUGUAUUGCUGAUCCAUUCCAUUGUGUCCUUGCUCUAUUGCGCUAUUCUUUCUUGGUUGCACCAUUCCGAUCAUGCUCUGUUGCUGAUCCAAUCCAUUGUGCUCUUGUCGUGUUUCUCUAUUCCAUUCUUGGUUGCACCAUUCCAUAUGUUGAUUGCUGUAGCAUUCCAUUCUGUCCAUCCUCUGUUGCUGCUCAAUUCCCUUGUGUAGUUGCUGUAUCCAUUCUUGGCUGCACCAUUACAUUAUGUUCUUGCUGCACCAUCCCAUUCAGUCCAUGUUCUGUUCCUUCUUGUCUUCACCAUUCCAUAUCUGGGUUGCUGCUCCAUAUCAUUAUGUUCUUGCUGUGUUCUUACCAUUUCAUAACUGGGUUCCUGCACCAUUCCACACUGAGGUUGCUGCUGCAUUACAUUAAGUUCCUGCUCAGUUGCCCUAUUCUUUCUUGGCUGCACCAUACCAUAUCAGGGUUGCUGCUCCAUUCCAUUAUGUUCUUGCUCUGUUGUAUUCAUUUCUCUCUGCACCAUUACACAUCUGGGCUGCUGUACCAUUCCAUUCAGUCCAUGCUCUGCUCAUUCUUUGCUCUGCCAUUCCAUAUUUGUGUUGCUGCAUCAUUCCAUAAAGUUCUUGCUGGGUUGCCCUAUUCUUUCUUGAGUUCACCACAUCACAACUGGGUUGCUGCUCCAUUCCAUUAUGUUCUUGCUCUGUUGUAUUCAUUUCUCUCUGCACCAUUCCACAUCUGGGCUGCUGUACCAUUCCAUUCAGUCCAUGCUCUGUUUAUUCUUUGCUCUGCCAUUCCAUAUUUGUGUUGCUGCAUCAUUCCAUUAAGUUCUUGCUCGGUUGCCCUAUUCUUUCUUGGCUGUAUCAUACAAUAUCAGGGUUGCUGUACUAUUCCUUACUGUCCAUUCGCUUGCAGUCCAUCGUGUUGUUGCACUGUUGCUCUAAAUAUUCUUGGCUGCACCAUUCCAUAUCUUCAUUGCUGCACCAUUCCAUUUCACCAUACUAUAUUGCUGAUCCAUUCCAUUGUGUCUUUUGCUCUAUUGCACUAUUCUUUCUUGGCUGCACCAUUCCGAUCAUGCUCUGUUGGUGAUCCCAUCCAUUGUGCUCUUGUCGUGUUUCUCUAUCCCAUUCUUGGCUGCACCAUUCCAUAUCUUGAUUGCUGUAGCAUUCCAUUUUGUCCAUCCUCUGUUGCUGCUCGUUUCCCUUGUGUAGUUGCUGUAUCCAUUCUUGGCUGCACCAUCCCAUUCAGUCCAUGCUCUGUUCCUUCUUGUCUUCACCAUUCCAUAUCUGGGUUGAUACUCCAUACAAUUAUGUUCUUGCUGUGUUCUGUUCAUUUCACGCCGGACCAUUCCACUGUGUUCUUGCUGUGUUCUGUUCAUUUUCGGAUGCACCAUUUCAUAACUGGGUUGCUGCAUCAUUCCACACUGAGGUUGCUGCUGCAUUCCAUUAAGUUCCUGCUCGGUUGCCCUAUUCUUUCUUGGCUGCACCAUACCAUAACUGGGUUGCCACACCAUUCCAUAUUUCUGUUGCUGCAUCAUUCCAUUAAGUUCUUGCUCGUACAUCGGAACUGCUGCUUAGUUUCACCAUACUGUAUUGCUGAUCCAUUCCAUUGUGUCCUUGCUCUAUUGCACUAUUCUUUCUUGGCUGCACCGUUCCGAUCAUGCCCUGUUGCUGAUCCAAUCCAUUGUGCUCUUGUCGUGUUUCUCUAUUCCAUUCUUGGUUGCACCAUUCCAUAUCUUGAUUGCUGUAGCAUUCCAUUCUGUCCAUCCCCUGUUGCUGCUCAAUUCCCUUGUGUAGUUGCUGUAUCCAUUCUUGGCUGCACCAUCCCAUUCAGUCCAUGCUCUGUUCCUUCUUGUCUUCACCAUUACAUAUCUGGGUUGCUGCUCCAUACCAUUAUGUUCUUGCUGUGUUCUGUUCAUUUCACGCCGGACCAUUCCACUGUGUUCUUGCUCUUACAUCGGAACUGCUGCUUAGUUUCACCAUACUGUAUUGCUGAUCCAUUCCAUUGUGUCCUUGCUCUAUUGCACUAUUCUUUCUUGGCUGCACCGUUCCGAUCAUGCCCUGUUGCUGAUCCAAUCCAUUGUGCUCUUGUCGUGUUUCUCUAUUCCAUUCUUGGUUGCACCAUUCCAUAUCUUGAUUGCUGUAGCAUUCCAUUCUGUCCAUCCCCUGUUGCUGCUCAAUUCCCUUGUGUAGUUGCUGUAUCCAUUCUUGGCUGCACCAUUACAUUAUGUUCUUGCUGCACCAUCCCAUUCAGUACAUGCUCUGUUCCUUCUUGUCUUCACCAUUACAUAUCUGGGUUGCUGCUCCAUACCAUUAUGUUCUUGCUGUGUUCUGUUCAUUUCACGCCGGACCAUUCCAGUGUGUUCUUGCUCUGUUCAUUUUCGGAUGUACCAUACCAUAACUGGGUUGCUGCACCAUUCCAUUCAGUCCACGCUCUGUUCAUUCUAUGCUCUGCCAUUCCAUAUUUGUGUUGCUGCAUCAUUCCAUUAAGUUCUUGCUCGGUUCCGCUAUUCUUUCUUGGCUGUAUCAUACAAUAUCAGGGUUGCUGUACUAUUCCUCACUGUCCAUUCUCUUGCAGUCCAUCAUGUUGUUGCACUGUUGCUCUAUAUAUUCUUGGCUGUACCAUUCCAUUUCACCAUACUGUAUUGGUGAUCCAUUCCAUUGUGUCCUUGCUCUAUUCUUUCUUGGCUGCACCAUUCCGAUCAUGCUCUGUUGCUGAUCCAAUCCAUUGUGCUCUUGUCGUGUUUCUCUAUUCAAUUCUUGGCUGCACCAUUCCAUAUCUUGAUUGCUGUAGCAUUCCAUUCUGUCCAUCCUCUGUUGCUGCUCGUUUCCCUUGUGUAGUUGCUGUAUCCAUUCUUGGCUGCACCAUUACAUUAUGUUCUUGCUGCACCAUCCCAUUCAGUACAUGCUCUGUUCCUUCUUGUCUUCACCAUUACAUAUCUGGGUUGCUGCUCCAUACCAUUAUGUUCUUGCUGUGUUCUGUUCAUUUCACGCCGGACCAUUCCAGUGUGUUCUUGCUCUGUUCAUUUUCGGAUGUACCAUACCAUAACUGGGUUGCUGCACCAUUCCAUUCAGUCCACGCUCUGUUCAUUCUAUGCUCUGCCAUUCCAUAUUUGUGUUGCUGCAUCAUUCCAUUAAGUUCUUGCUCGGUUCCGCUAUUCUUUCUUGGCUUACAUCGGAACUGCUGCUUAGUUUCACCAUACUGUAUUGCUGAUCCAUUCCAUUGUGUCCUUGCUCUAUUGCACUAUUCUUUCUUGGCUGCACCGUUCCGAUCAUGCCCUGUUGCUGAUCCAAUCCAUUGUGCUCUUGUCGUGUUUCUCUAUUCCAUUCUUGGCUGCACCAUUCCCUAUCUUGAUUGCUGUAGCAUUCCAUUCUGUCCAUCCUCUGUUGCUGCUCGUUUCCCUUGUGUAGUUGCUGUAUCCAUUCUUGGCUGCACCAUCCCAUUCAGUCCAUGCUCUGUUCCUUCUUGUCUUCACCAUUCCAUAACUGUUUCACCAUACUGUAUUGCUGAUCCAUUCCAUUGUGUCCUUGCUCUAUUGCGCUAUUCUUUCUUGGUUGCACCAUUCCGAUCAUGCUCUGUUGCUGAUCCAAUCCAUUGUGCUCUUGUCGUGUUUCUCUAUUCCAUUCUUGGCUGCACCAUUCCCUAUCUUGAUUGCUGUAGCAUUCCAUUCUGUCCAUCCUCUGUUGCUGCUCGUUUCCCUUGUGUAGUUGCUGUAUCCAUUCUUGGCUGCACCAUCCCAUUCAGUCCAUGCUCUGUUCCUUCUUGUCUUCACCAUUCCAUAUCUGGGUUGCUGCAUCAUUCCACACUGAGGUUGCUGCUGCAUUCCAUUAAGUUCCUGCUCGGUUGCCCUAUUCUUUCUUGGCUGCACCAUACCAUAACUGGGUUGCUGCACCAUACCAUAACUGGGUUGCUGCACCAUUCCAUUCAGUCCAUGCUCUGUUCAUUCUUUGCUCUGCCAUUCCAUAUUUGUGUUGUUGCAUCAUUCCAUUAA